Messenger RNA from Clonostachys byssicola, 3255 nucleotides. The record is from the annotation of a GenBank genome assembly. Lineage: Eukaryota; Fungi; Ascomycota; Sordariomycetes; Hypocreales; Bionectriaceae.
AUGCACUUACCUCAAUUUGAGGCUGAAUCGGAACCCUCGGCCCCCAAGUGCCCAGAAAUCCAGCGAGAUGGCAUAACCGUGCUCCAGGAUGGCGGGGAGUGCACAAUCGACGUUGUUCUUCUUCACGGUCUCAACGGGAGUCCAGAGAACACUUGGAAACAUGCAACAUCCGGCUUCUACUGGCCAUGGGAGCUCUCAAAGCAGAUUCCCUACGCGCGCGUCAUGGUUUUUGGCUACGACGCCGAUAUCAAGACGAGCCUCAGCACCUCUCUUGCCAGAAUUCAAGACCUUGGCACCGCGUUCCUCACCAAGCUGGGCAACUUUAGGCAAAAGAAAGAAGAACGAGAUCGGCCCCUGAUAUUCAUCGGCCACAGCCUCGGCGGUCUCGUCAUCAAACAGGCUCUCUGGGCUGGCUCGCUUGAGGGAAAACUCAGGGCAAACUCCCAAAGCCGGAUAUACAACGCAACCAAGGGCCUCAUCUUCUUCGGCACCCCGCAUCUAGGCAGUCAAGCAAGUAGUCAGAAGCGCGUCCAGUUCUUGCAAGCGAUUGCUUCCCUGGCCUUUACCCAGAUACCGCCCAAGAUUGAGGCAGCUCUUAAGAGCCACUCGGACGAGCUCUUCGAUCUCAGUGGCCAUUUCGCAAAGACAACACUGUGUCUAGACCGGCGCGUGCUCGUCACCAGCUUCUAUGAGAAGGUUACAGACUCCCGGCUUGGGGCAGAGGUUGUGGAUCAGACAUCCGCUGAGCUGAGAUAUGGCCUUGAAGAUAUGGUGCCCAUUUUCAGGAACCACCAAGACAUGGUCAAAUUUGAAAAUGCGAAUGACCAAGACUUCCAGACUGUUGGAAAUAAGAUUUCGGACAUCAAGGAGUUUAUAGAUGAAAACGUUGCCGUUGCAGACGAAAUCCCCAACUAUCCACCGACGCCAAUGAGCCCGGCCAAGACGCUCAUUGCGCGAACCUCACUUCUUGACGACAUCAAGACCCAAUUCUCCCAAAGGCCCACGGGACUUGGGCAGUCCAUCACCGUCGGGAUCUGGGGCAUGGGAGGAAUAGGGAAAUCACAGCUCGCCCUCGAAUACCUGAGCGAGCACGGCAAAAGAUACCAGCUAUGGUUUUGGAUCCAGGCGGGCGAUCCGGCAUCCGUAGACCAGCACUUCCGCAACAUUUACAACACCAUCCCUUUUGACACGCAACAACCCGUGAACCCGACGUCAGACGCCGUAAGGCUCGCGGUUCUCCAGUUCCUCAAUCGGAAGCCUCGGCGUCUGCUCAUCGUAUUCGACGGCGCCGACCACCUGCACCCGGAGGACAAGAAUUAUGUCAAUAUUGGGCAAUACAUCCCGCAGAAUGCCCAAACGCAUGUCAUCAUCACUAGCCGGAAUUCAAACGCCGCGAGAAACCUAUCGACGUUUGAUGGCGUUGCGAUUGACAUUCUUCAGGAAGAGGAUGCAAUUAGCGCGUUCUUCAAAUCUGCCGGCAAGGAAGAGCCCAGUGCCGAUGACAGGGCGAAUGCCAAACAGAUUGUCAAGGUCCUAGGGUAUCUGCCCCUAGCCAUAAGCCUCGCCGGUUCUUAUGUCGGCCAAACACCGAGGAUAUUUUCCGACUUGUCCUUGUAUCUGGAGGAGUACAAGCACCGGAAAACGGAGCUGUGGAAACGCAAGGACAUCCACCACCACUCCAACCACAGCGUCAUGACGGUCUGGGAAACGUCUUACCUAGCGGUCUUGCACCAGUCACCAAAUACCUGCAGACUACUGAGUCUUUUGUCAUUCCUCAACAACGAGGGAAUACACAUCAAUCUAUUCACCGCCGCCGAAUCCUCCACAGCCAGUAUGUUCUGGGAACCAGCAGUCACAACCAGAGACCAAGCCAGUAUCCACGACGUUGAGCAGUGCCUAGCUAUUCUAGAGUCUUACACGAUGAUUCAGAGGAAUCCCAGCGACGGGUCCUACAAGAUGCACAGCCUCGUGCAUGAUUGGUGUCUCGAGAGGCUACGGCAGAACGAAAACAAGGACAUCGCCAAUCGAUUUGCCCUGGCGGCCGUGCAGCUUAUACAAGUGGCCUUGAAGAAAUACACGCCCGCAGAACAGUGGAGGCCGGAAAUAUUUCUGUUCCCCCAGUGGUUUAGUGAAGCUGGAGGAGAAACCCCGGAUGAGAUACGGACGAUCCCACAUCUCCGAGCGGCCCUCCGGAGCAUCGAUGCAUUGGGGUAUGCGCCAGAAGCCGAGACGGAGGUUCUGGGAAUGCUCGAAGAGCUGGGGGAAUUCUUGGAUAAUAGCCAACGCUGGGCGGAUGCUUCUCAACUGUGGUCAACGGCUUCGCAGAUUGCGGAACGUUGCUUGUGGGUUGACCCCUCUAAGAGAUUCGACCUCAUAAACAGGCAGGCCAGGUCCUUUUUCCGGCUUGGAGAUGUUGGCAAGGCAGAGGAAGUUCUGGUUGGGGCCGUUGAAACCGCCUCCAACGUGCUCGGCAAAGAGCACGAGGCCACGAUUGAUCUGGGGAUGCGGAUCAGAAGCAUGGAGUACAUGAGAGACUUCUUGAAACAGCUCGCAGUAAAUUCCGCGCAUGAGAAGGAGAAAUUGAAAGGCUUACAGGAGGGAGGAGAAGAUGAUGCUGCUAGCGAAACUAGAGUCCGCCGAAUGAUGCUGCUCGAAGACUCCAACAAUACGAGAGCAUUUCUGGAAGAAAUGUCGUUAGUAAUAUCCAGGGCCAAGGUAACAAAUGAGGAAAGCUGCGCUAUGGCGAAGGCCCAGCUGGCCACGGUGGAAUCGGCUUUGUGCAACCUCGAGAAAGCGCUAGAAACCAUCGAGAGAGACAUGAGAGAGAAACGAGACAUGGUUACCGAGGAGAUGGCGGGACUGGCAAACAAGGUUAUCCGCCUCGGGGCUGCUCAGCGCAUCUCGCUGAAAGAGGGCUGUACGGCGUACAAAGUCUGUAUUGACGAGCUCGAAAGGAGCUCCAGCAACUACUUGCCCCAGGCGCUACAGGAACUGGCCAACGUCACCGACCUAGACAUGGACCAGGCCCCGAUGCAGCGCUUUCGCCAGCUGCUUGUUGAGAUGCAGGCUUCGAGUAACAAGGUGGUGCUGCACUAUCCGCUCGUUGACACAACUGGCGCGAUAGAUUUCCGAGAGGCCACGGGCGCCUGGUCAAAGGCGUGUGCGGAGUUGCUGGCUGAAAUUGAGGGUCGAAGCCAUCUCGAUUGGCUGAUGCUGGAUGUAAAGAAGGCCUUGGCCAAAUUUAGGUUAAAGUAG